ACUUUCUUCGUCCUAGUUUUUGACAUGCACUUCAUUUAUCAUGCUGUCCAAAAGAUCUGCAGCCUUUCUUCUGAAAAGCUUGAACAGUUCACAAUUAUCCAGUGAAGCAAUUAGAAAUGGAUUUGUUGGUAUGGUAGGAAGGACUCCUUUAGUAAGACUUAACAAAGUUAGUCAAGAAACAGGUUGUGAAAUUUUAGCUAAAGCUGAAUUUUGUAAUGGUGGAGGAUCGGUAAAGGAUAGAGCAGCAUUGUUUUUAAUUAAAGAUGCACAGGAAAAGGGACAGUUAAAACCAGGUGGCACAGUAGUUGAAGGAACAGCUGGCAACACAGGAAUAGGUCUGGCACACAUGUGUUUUGCCAUGGGAUACAAAUGUGUCAUUUACAUGCCAAACAACCAGUCACAAGAGAAAAUAGAAAUGUUAAAAUUGCUUGGUGCAGAUGUACGGCCAGUUCCAGUUGUACCAUGGACGGACCCAGACAAUUACAAUCAUCAGGCUAAAAGAUUUGCAGAGAGUAUAGAGAAUGCUGUUUGGACCAAUCAGUUUGAUAACACAGCAAACAAAAGGGCUCAUAUAGAAACGACUGGCCCUGAAAUCUGGCAAGAAACAGGUGGUAAAGUGAAUGCUGUUGUCUUUGGUACAGGAACUGGUGGAACAUUGGGAGGUGUUGGGACUUACUUGAAAGAAAAGAACCCCAAAGUACAAGUAUAUCUAGCUGACCCACAGGGUAGUGUUUUAUAUAAUUACUUUAAGCACGGAAAAUUAGAACGAUCAGAGGGAAGUUCGAUAACAGAAGGAAUAGGCCAAGGUCGAUUAACAAAUAAUCUAAAAGAUACGCCAAUCGAUGAUGCUUUCCUGAUAAAAGAUACAGAUGCAGUUGAAAUGGUAUUUCGCCUGUUACAUGAAGAAGGAUUUUUUGUUGGUGCUUCAUCUGGAUUAAAUGUAGUAGGGGCAGUUCAAGCAGCUAAGUUGAUGGGGCCAGGCCAUACAAUAGUUACGUGCUUGUGUGAUACAGGACAGAGAUACUAUGGAAAGUUAUUCAGUAGGAAGGUCCUUCAAGAAAAAGGUUUGCUGGAGGCAGUGCCAUUACCGUAUAGAAGUUCAUUACAUGGAUGACAUAUUUAUACUACCUCGACAUUGCAAUACAGUUACAAGUGUAUCUUCUUAUCACAUCUUUAGAUUUAUAUUCUUUGUUUCAAAGUGUUAUUGUUUAUUGAAGACCUUGGAGCUUGUUAGUGUAUUUCUGAAAGAUAUUUGUUAUUUCUUUUUCUUUUUUUUUUUAGGGGGGGGGGGGGUAUGAACAAUAUGACUUAGUUUAUCUUACAGAGUUACUUUUUUCAAUGACAUAGGUUUGCUGGAGGCAGUGCCAUUACCGUAUAGAAUUUCAUUACAUGGAUAACAUAUUUAUACUACCUCGACAUUGCAAUACAGUUACAAGUUUAUCUUCUUAUCACAUCUUUAGAUUUAUAUUCUUUGUUUCAAAGUGUUAUUGUUUAUUGAAGACCUUGGAGCUUGUUAGUGUAUUUCUGAAAGAUAUUUGUUAUUUCUUUUUCUUUUUUUAGGGGGGGGGGGGGGGGGUAUGAACAGUAUGACUUAGUUUAUCUUAGAGAGUUAAUUUUUUCAAUGACAUUUGAUUAAAAAAUUACUAAGAAUAUAAUAUUAGGUAACAUUUCAACGAUCUAAUUUGAUUCAACAUGGUAUUUCCGUAAUGUGAAAGUUUAAAUCUAACUUAGAUUGGUUAAAACCGUAAAACCGACAUGGGAUAGGUGUUUCUUUGACACAAAAUUUUAAGAUAUAUAAAUGAGAAUAGCCAUAGGCGGUAUUGAAGAAGUUCAGAUGUACUCUUAAAAUAUCACUAGUAAUGACAAGAUAACGAUAUAAGUUUCAUAUGCGGGAGUUUGCAAUAAUCGAGCAACUCAAUGGUUGUAUUUUACAGAAUAUUAUAAAUGCAUAGUAUAUCUAUCAUUCUUUAUUUGUUAGAUAAGUUAAUUAUUUUAUACACUUAUGUAUAUCUCUUUCAUAGUAAUAUAUAUAUAUAUAUAUAUAUAUAUAUAUUAUAUGUAUAUUAGAAAUAAUAAAAAAACUACAGCAUUAUA
This is a messenger RNA of Mytilus californianus (California mussel), 2094 nucleotides long. RefSeq lists its product as uncharacterized. Gene Ontology annotation, cellular component: cytoplasm. The coding region runs from base 41 to 1114 and encodes 357 amino acids. The record is from RefSeq and is a predicted model, not a curated record. The transcript has 13 exons. Lineage: Eukaryota; Metazoa; Mollusca; Bivalvia; Mytilida; Mytilidae. Gene Ontology annotation, molecular function: cysteine synthase activity.